CCGGCUCCCCGGGCCCAGCUCGGCUGAUGGUUGGCGCCGGCCUAUAUUUACUCCCCCCAAGAUCUUCCUGCCGGACAGCCACGAUGUGAGCCCAGAGCAGAGGAGGAGAGGAAAGGAGAGGAGAGGAGAGGAGAGGAGAGGAGGGGAGGAGAGGAGCCUCCGACCCAUGGGGAAGAAGAACAACGCCUGCCCCUCUCUCCUGCAGAUGCCAGCCCAGCCCAGCCGGACCGGUGACCCCAGCCCUCGCUCCUCCGAGGCCCACCCCCUCCCCAAAACAAAAGAGGGGAUGGGGGGAAAAAGGGAUGCGCGACACGAUGGGCCGAAGUCCGGACCGCCCGCAGGAGAGCACUUCAAAGAGGGUUUUUGAUCUGGGAUCUGGCCAGCCCGGUUUCUUUUGGUUUCCUCCUUUGGCGGUGUCCGUCUUUUGGGGCGAAAGGGAGGCAAAAUGCGAUGAGCCGAAGUCCGGACUGCCCCCGGGACCAGCACUUCAGAGAGGGUUUUUGAUCUGGGAUCUGGCCAGCCCGGUUUCUUUUGGUUUCCUUCACCGCGUCCGUCUUUUGGGUGGCGGGGGUGGGGGGUGGGGAAAGGGAUGUGCAAAAUGCGAUGAGCUGAAGUCCGGACUGCCCGCCGGAGAGCACUUCAGAGAGGGUUUUUGAUUUGGGAUUUGGCCAGUCCUGUUUUUUUGUUUCUUGCCUUCCUUCUCCGUGUCCGUCGUUUCCCCCCCUUCCCUCCCUCCCUCCCUCUUUUUGAAUUUUCUUAUUUUUCCCCCCCUCUUUCGCCGGCUCGGCCGGGAGAAGGGGAGGGGGGAGAUGCUGCCGUGGAAGAAGAACAAAUUCGACCUGAUCGAGGAGGACCCCUCCAAGCAGCCGGCCAAGCCCAAGGGCUACGCGGUGAGCCUCCACUACUCGGCCCUCACCUCGCUGGCCAAGGCCUGCCCCGAAAGCGCCCUCAACCGAGUGGGCAGCAUGUUCAAGUCGAAGCGGAAAAAGAUCCGCAUCACCAGCGAGGACCCCACCUACACGGUCCUCUACCUGGGCAACGCCACCACCAUCCAGUCCCGGGGGGAAGGGUGCACCGACCUGGCCGUCUGCAAGAUCUGGACCAAGAGCGAGGCGGGCAAGCACGGCACCAAGAUGAAGCUGACCGUCAGCGCCCAGGGCAUCCGCAUGGUCCACGCCGAGGACAAGGCCCUCAAGAGGCCCGGCCACCUCUACCUCCUCCACCGGGUGACCUACUGCGUGGCCGACCCCAGGCUGCCCAAGGUCUUCGCCUGGAUCUACCGCCACGAGAUGAAGCACAAGGCCGUCAUGCUGCGCUGCCACGCCGUGCUCGUCUCCAAGCCGGAGAAGGCCCAGGCCAUGGCCCUGCUGCUCUACCAGACCUCGGCCAACGCGCUGGCCGAGUUCAAGCGGCUGAAGAGGAGGGACGACGCUCGCCACCAGCAGCAGCAGCUGGUGGGCGAGCAGACCAUCCCCCUGGUGCCCCUGCGCAAGCUGAUGCUCCACGGCCAGUGCUGCUACAAGCCCCCCGUCGAGCGCAGCCGGAGCGCCCCCAAACUGGGCUCCAUCACCGAGGACCUGCUCGGGGAGCAGCAGGAGCAGUUGCUCCUCGACCGGGAGGACCGGGAGGACCGCGAGGACCAGGCCCCGCGGCAGCGUCCCCAGCAGCCGCAGCAUCCUCAGCACCAUCCCCAGCGCGCCCUGGUCGUGGCCAUGCACAUGGACUGCGGCGACCUCCUCGGGGACCGGCGGGGACGGCUGCUGCUGGACCGCGAGGACCGCGAGGACCCGGAGGACCGCGAGGGCCGGGCCCCGCGGCAGCAGCGUCCUCAUCAGCCGCAGCAUCCUCAGCAUCACCCCCAGCGCGCCCUGGUCGUGGCCAUGCACAUGGACUGCGGUGACCUCCUCGGGGACCGGCGGGGACAGUUGCUCCUGGACCCCGAGGACCCCGAAGACCCCGAGGACCAGGCCCUGCAGCAGCAGCAGCAGCAGCAGCAGCAGCAGCAGCAGCAGCAUCACCAGCGCGCCCUGGUCGUGGCCAUGCGCAUGGACUGCGGGGACCUGCUGGACACCCUGGAAGAGGGGGGCGGCGACCUCCUGGGGGGUCGCCCCCCCGAGAUGAAGCAGGAGCUGGCCCAGCUCAUCAGCGACCUGGGCGAGCUGACCAUCGGCAACGACGUCCACAGCCUCAGAGCCGACCUGAGGGUCACCCGGCUGCUGUCCGGGGAGAGCACGGGCAGCGAGAGCUCCAUCGAGAGCGGAGGCCAGGACGGGGUAGGGGCUCCCACCCUCUGCGACGGGCUCGACCAGGCCGGACACGACCCCGAGACGGGAUGAUCCGGGUUGACACCCUCCUCUCUCCCUCCCCCGGACUCAAGAAAACCCACCCACCCUUCCCAAGGGUACCCCUCUCCUCUUCCUCUUCGCCCCUGUCUGCGCCCUGCCGGACCACAGAAAAUCCCUUCCCCACCCCCCUAAAUCAUCCACCCACCCACCCUUCCCAAGGGCACCCCUCUCCCCUUCCCCCCGUUUGCGCCCUCCCGUGUGAUUUAAAAUCCCUUCCCACCGCCCCCAAAGCACCCACCCACCCACCUUCCCGAGCGCAUCCCUCCCCUCUUCCCCCCCGUUUGCGCCCUGCCGGACCACUGAAAAUCCCUUCCCCCCCUCCUGAAACACCCACCCACCCACCCACCUUCCCAAGGGCACCCCCUCCUCUUCCUCCUUCCCCCUGGCUGCGCCCUGCCGGACCACUGAAAAAUCCCCUCCUCAUCCCCCAAAAUACCCCUUCCGGGAAUACCCCUCGUACCCCUCUCGGACGACUUCAAAAAUCUCCCACCCUCUCAAAACAACUACCCACCGCCCCUCUUAAGGGCACCUCUCUCCUCUUCCUCUUCCCUUGGCUGCGCCCUGCCGGACCACUGAAGAUCCCUUCCCACCCCCCACCCCCAAAAAGCCCCCACCCACCCUUCCCAAAGGUACCCCUCUCCUCUUCCUCUUUGCCCCUGUCCGCGCCCUGCCGGACCAUUGCAAUUCCCCUCUCCACCCCCCAAAAUACCCACCCGCCCACCUUCCCAAGGGCACCCCUCUCCUCUUCCUCUUUCCCCCCGUUUGCGCCCUCCCGUGUGAUUUAAAAUCCCUUCCCACCUCCCCCAAAGCAGCCACCCACCCACCUCCCCUAAGGCACUCCCCUCCUCUUCCUCUUUCCCCCCCCGUUUCGCGCCCUCCCGGAUGACUUAAAGUCCCCUCCCCGGGGUCCUGCUUGCGCCCCUUCCCCUGCUUGCGCCCGUCUCCGUGCCAUCCUCCGUGCCCAUCGCGCCCUCGGCCCUGGGAGGAAGGAGAGAUUACUGAGAGGGUGGCAACCCCCAGAUCGCCUUCCUCGCCCCCCGAACCCGGCCUCCGCCCUCUCCGCCAACGCAGGCGAUGGAAAAAGGGGGGAGAAAAGGACAGGCCCCGCGCCCCCCGGCCAGAGCUGAACCGUGGGCGGCACUGGGGUGUGGGGCCCCGGGGGUGGCCCAGAGCCAUCCCCGAACGGUGGCCCCUGGCCUGGCCCGGCCCGGAGCGGCGGUGGCAAAGGAAAAGAAAAAUGUGCCUGAUCUUGCAAGGGAGGGAGAAGAAACCCAACCCUCUAGCUCGAAUCGAACUGGAAGGGGAAGGGGCCCGUGCGAUGGUUUGGAAAAGUCUCCGGCCCUCGGCAAGAUGACUGAGAAUUUCCUCUUUCUAACCUAACUGGAGACAUCGACCGAGAGGGGGUUAACGUCCUCUCUCCGGUAAUCUAUUUUCCAGGAGGGAUGUGUCAUUUGCAUUGUCAGUUUCUCUCUCCCAUUGAAAGCCGUCGAUGCUUGGGGAUUUUUCUCCCUCCCCUUUCUUUUUGGUGCAUGAGCUCGGGUUGUUUACCUCAGUCUCAGAUCCUUGAAGACCUGCCAAAUUCCUUAAAUAACUAUUGUGAGGGGAGAGGAGGGAAAAAAAAAAGUUGCAUUUUGUUUACAGUUAAAAAAAAAGGAUGGACGAUCCAAGGAGUUUUCUUCCUUUUUUAAAAAACAAAAUUUCCCCCUCUCCAAAAGGAAACAGAUCUCAUUCCAUUAUUAUGUAAGAUAUUUUUGCACUGUUGUGAAGUAUUUUGGACAGGUUGUUGGGUUGUUGUUUUUUUGUACAUAACCGUGUUCUCAAGAUUUAAAUGUUUAUAUCUUUUGCUGUGCAAAAGGAAAUCGUAGAAAUGUUGUUCACUUGUACAUACGGAAAUGUAUAGAGAAUACAUUUUGUUAUUUUUUAAGAACGGCAGUGUUCUGAUUUUUUUUUUUUGUUUGCACACAAGUGGAGAUAAUAAAGAAGAUAAUUUAAGAUA
This is a messenger RNA of Ornithorhynchus anatinus (platypus), 4341 nucleotides long. RefSeq names its product family with sequence similarity 43 member A (gene FAM43A). The record is from RefSeq and is a predicted model, not a curated record. NCBI's taxonomy places the organism in Eukaryota, Metazoa, Chordata, Mammalia, Monotremata, Ornithorhynchidae. The transcript has a single exon. The coding region runs from base 810 to 2336 and encodes 508 amino acids.